AUUUCAAUUAUUAAAAUUUAAACAUCACAAUAAAUUCUCAAGUGAGUUGGAUCGAGCAAAAAAGCAGAGACGAAGGAAGGAGCCAUAGCCAUAGCCAUGAUCUCGCAGUUGUUCGUGCUAUCUCAGCGAGGCGAUAAGAUCGUGUUUCGCGACUAUCGAGGUGAAGCAGAGAAAGAGAGGGCGGAGAUAUUCUUCCGCAAAGUGAAGUUUUGGAAAGAAGAUGGGCAAGAGGAAGCACCCCCUGUCUUCAACGUCGGCGGUGUCAACUACUUUCACGUCAAGGUAAUGGGAUUAUUGUUUGUUGCAACAACAAGAACUAAUUUGUCCCCUUCUUUCGUCUUCGAGAUCUUACAAAGAAUUGCCCGUGUCAUCAAAGAUUACCUCGGAGUUCUCAAUGAAGAUUCUCUAAGGAGAAAUUUUGUCCUCGUGUACGAGUUGCUUGAUGAAGUCAUUGAUUUUGGCUAUGUUCAAACCACAUCAACUCAGGUUUUGAAGUCCUAUGUAUUCAAUGAGCCAAUUCUUGUUCCUUCUGCACAUUUGUCGCCUCUUCUUGGUCCUGCUGCCCUGAGUUUGCCAGGGAUUGCUGUCACAAAAUCUGUUGUUGCAAGUGACCCCGGUGGUGUAAAGAGGGAGGAAAUUUUUGUUGAUGUAAUUGAGAAGAUCAGCAUCACUUUUAGCUCUAGUGGAUACAUACUGACCUCAGAAAUUGAUGGCACAAUUCAGCUGAAAAGUUAUCUUACUGGAAACCCAGAAAUCAGGUUAGCACUUAAUGACGACCUAUGCAUAGGGAGAGGUGGGAGAUCAGUGUAUGACUGUAAUUUUCAUGAAUCUGUACGUCUUGAUAGUUUUGAGGCUGAAAAAACUUUGUCCUUGGUUCCUCCUGAUGGUGAGUUUCCUGUUAUGAAUUAUCGUAUGGCCCAGCAGGAAUUCAAGCCUCCUUUUCGUAUCAAUGCUUUGAUUGAAGAAGCAGGAGCCCUUAAGGCUGAGAUGAUUCUGAAAGUACAUGCAGAGUUUCCCUCUAGCAUUACAGCAAACACUAUUUCUAUACAGAUGCCACUACCUAAACAUACCAUGAGAGCAAGUUUUGAGUUGGAAACUGGAGCUGUCGGACAGAGUACAGAGUUCAAGGAAGCUGGUAAGAAACUUGAAUGGAAUUUAAAAAAGAUUGUUGGUGGGUCGGAACAUACACUGAAGGCAAGGCUAACACUUUCACAAGAAUCACAUGGUAAUAUAACAAAAGAAUCUGGUCCUGUUAGCAUGACAUUUACCAUACCAAUGUACAAUGCUUCAAAGCUUCAGGUGAAGUACUUGCAGGUAGCAAAGAAGUCUGGGAGAUACAAUCCAUACAUAUGGGUCAGAUAUGUUACUCUCUCCAAUUCCUACGUUGCUCGUUUGUAGAUUGGUAAAGUUUAAAGCAUCUGCUCCACCAAUUUCCCUACCUUUUUCUGGUAAUUUUAGCUACAUUGUUUAAUGAUUAUUUGAGUGUUUAGGAAUUGUCUUCGUCAUUUUUAUUUUAUUUUAUUUAAGAGUAUGGCUGUUGGGACAAUGAGUUUUAAUUUGAAAACAUAUAACUUAGCAAGAAUCGAUGGCUUUCUUUUUUCGA
Humulus lupulus (European hop) is the source of this 1603-nucleotide messenger RNA. Its product is annotated as AP-4 complex subunit mu-like. Lineage: Eukaryota; Viridiplantae; Streptophyta; Magnoliopsida; Rosales; Cannabaceae. Gene Ontology annotation, biological process: protein targeting; Golgi to lysosome transport. Gene Ontology annotation, cellular component: cytoplasmic vesicle; clathrin adaptor complex; trans-Golgi network. The record is from RefSeq and is a predicted model, not a curated record. The transcript has a single exon. Bases 97 to 1398 code for a protein of 433 amino acids.